AUGAGUCCACGCACUACUCACGUUGCGAACGCUUGCGAUUGUCCAAUCUGGGUCACAUGUAUUCCGAAUCAACAAACUUCUGUUUCAUUUGUUGCUCAACAGACCGAGAAUCUCAGAGCAGAGGUUAACCAAGGUGCAGGAAAUGCUGCAAUGUUAUCGGGUCUAACUAAAAUCAAUCCAGGUAAUAAGUUGGCCUGGGAAAAGAAUGGUCAGUAUAAACCCGUGUGCUUAGGGUUUGUAGUGGAAGCGAAUAGAAGUGUAAUAGUUGAUGCUGAAUAUUGUGUUAAACGAACAAAAAUGGGUGAAAUAUGGAUUGAUACCGAUGGAAACGACCAUAGCUGA
Molecule: messenger RNA, 342 nt
Organism: Adineta ricciae
Lineage: Eukaryota; Metazoa; Rotifera; Eurotatoria; Adinetida; Adinetidae
Source: the annotation of a GenBank genome assembly